AUGUUACGUUGGCUCAACAAUGACACCAGCCGUAAGAAAGAGCCUGAGGUGUAUGAAAAUGUCUUGGAAGGGCUCAAACGUGUAUAUAAAGCCAAGAUAUUGCCCCUGGAAGAGCAUUACAAUUUCCAUGACUUCCAUUCCCCAAGACUGGAUGAUCCAGACUUCGAUGCUAAGCCAAUGAUCCUUUUAGUUGGACAAUAUUCCACUGGAAAGACAACCUUCAUCAGGUAUCUCUUGGAAAGGGAUUUUCCAGGCAUCCGUAUUGGUCCUGAGCCCACAACUGAUGGCUUCAUCGCUGUCAUGGUUGGAGAUCAAGAUGGAACCAUUCCUGGGAAUGCACUGGUGGUGGACCCCAAGAGACAAUUCCGCCCAUUGUCCAAGUUUGGGAAUGCUUUCUUGAACCGCUUCCAGUGUUCCUUAGUUGAAUCAGCUGUCCUGAAAGGCAUAUCUAUAGUUGACACUCCUGGUAUUCUUUCGGGAGAGAAGCAACGUGUUGACCGUGGUUAUGACUUUGCUGGGGUUUUGGAGUGGUUUGCUGAGCGAGUAGACAGGAUCAUUCUUCUGUUUGAUGCACAUAAACUGGACAUAUCCGAUGAACUCUUUGAGGCAGAAGAACAAGAUUUGUUUGCAGACUUGCAAUCCUUACCCCGGAAUUCUGCUCUUCGGAAACUUAAUGACCUCAUCAAAAGGGCAAGACUGGCUAAAGUGCAUGCCUACAUUGUGAGUGCACUACAUGAUCAGAUGCCAUCCAUGUUUGGGAAGGAGGGAAAAAAGAAGGAACUCGUCAAAAACUUGGACAAGGUCUAUGAAAAAUUGCAGUUGGAGCAUCAGAUAUCACUUGGAGACUUCCCUGACAUUGAACAUAUGAGGGAAGUAUUGGGUAGAUAUGACUGGAACAAGUUCCACUCAUUGAAAAUUCGACUGAUAGAGUCGGUGGAUAAGAUGCUGGCUGAAGAAAUUGCUCGUCUCAUGCAGAUGAUACCCACUGAGGAAGCAAUGGUCAACAAAGAUCAUCUUGUCCGAGGUGGUGCAUUUGAUGGGAUUGUGGACAAGAGGAGCCCAUUUGGAUUUAAGAGGGGUGAAGGAGUUGAUGCUGGUGCAGGGGAGAAGGAAUGGAUUGUGGCCAAAGACCGUUACAAGUACGACGCCAUGUUUGAUACACUCAAUCCCAUCGACGGGAAAAUCACUGGAAAUGCUGCCAAGCAAGAAAUGGUCAAGUCUAAGCUGCCCAAUACAGUGCUGGGAAAAAUCUGGAAGUUGGCAGAUGUGGAUCGAGAUGGAAUGCUGGAUGCAGAUGAAUUUGCCCUUGCAAUGCACUUGAUCAACAUCAAACUUGAUGGACAUGAUUUACCAGCAGAACUUCCUGAGCAUCUCAUCCCACCAUCAAAAGCAGCGUUUUGAUUUUGAUGCUUUAUUAUAUUAUCGACAUCACUUUCUCAUGUCUUUCUAUACAUUGUCUUCUUGAUGUUGCUCCAUGUGGUCUGUGGUACUGAUUUGUUCCAUGCUAGUCCCACAGCACUUACAUUCAGGAAUGCAAAGAAGCCAGUCAAAGCUGACUUGACAGGGCCCUUGGAAAAAAAAAAAGAAAUGAACUGCUAAAGUCACAUAAAAACUUGGAAAAUUUGUGCAAAUCAGACAACUCUGAAAAACCUUUAAAGGCUAUUUGAGGAGGUUUCUCAAAACUAUUCCUGACAGUGAAAAUAUGCCUGUCACCUGAAUAAUGUGAAAGCAGAGUUUGAGCAAUACUGGCUUUAAUACUUUUUUUUUACUAUCUCUGCAAUGAUCUGAUCUUAAAUUCUCUUUUACAUCCACAAUGUUUAAAUGAUGAAGCCAUUUCGAUUUUCUUAAAAUGGUAAACAGAGUUUCAUUUCACCCAGUACUUGAAACUAGCAAGAAACAAUUUUGACCAGUUUUGAGGGGUCUAAGUGCAGUGGUUUUAGUCAGUUAAAAUUGCUGCAUGAAACCAUAUGGUCAAAAUCUGUGCAAAUGCUACUCAUGUCUGGUAUUGUUUCAUGUGUUUGGCAGCAGGGCAAACAUACAAUUUUUCCAUGGAGUUGGAAGCUUGCCAAUUUUAUGAUAAACCUAAUGGUGAAGAUAUAACAUCAACCAUCAAAACUGAAGUUCCAUUAUUAUUGCUGCACAUACGCAGCACAAAAUGAAUGCUUCAUGUAAGUAAUUCAUCUAUUCUAAAACUCCUGAGUCAUUUAUUUUUCCAAUGCCUUUGUACAUUAUCAUUUGUGAAAGAAAGUUGGGAAUUCCCACGAAGUUCAAACAUGCCCGAGAAACCAAGUAUACCAGUGGAUCUGUGAUUGUGUCGUGCUGGAGUCUGGGAGAUAUCCAACAACUCAUGAUUGGCAAACACGUUUUGCGAGACAGUCCAGAGUCAUAUGAAAUUUUUUUUUUUUUGCUUUUUUCAAUGCAUAGAAAAUGAACCUAAUGAUCCAUGCUUGCUUCACCCACCCACCUAUGGUGUGCCUUCUACAUUUUUUAUGUCAAUGUUUUUUUUACCAGCAUGUUGUUAUGAUCGGCUUAUCUGCUGAAUCAUAUUUUCCAGCAUCAUUGCAUGUUUUGUAGCUUAUGAUGGAGAUGUAGGCUCUGAAGCUCUUGAGUGAAUGCACUCAAUUCACAGAUUUCCUACAGAUUCAUUUAAUGAGGCAGUCAUGGUCUGUACUGUACCUCACCAUAGGCCUUGCAUCAAUCACAGCUUCAGUUGACUUUGUAUUGCACUUUCUGCAUGUCACUGGAUUAUAUUCAGUGCUAGAGAUAUUCAUUAAUUUUAAUUUCAAACAGUUACUCCCAUCCUCAUUAAUUGCCCUUGGAUAACAUUUUUCUGCCUCUCCAUGGCUUCUAGUCUAAUGUUAAUCUGAGCAGAUCAGAAGGCAGGAACUUGUGAAUUUUUACAUCUCCAUUUAUCAGAGAAAUAUGGAACUCACUCCUAUGUCUCAUUAUGCUUACCCGUGAAUAGCUCA
This is a messenger RNA of Darwinula stevensoni, 2969 nucleotides long. The record is from the annotation of a GenBank genome assembly. Lineage: Eukaryota; Metazoa; Arthropoda; Ostracoda; Podocopida; Darwinulidae.